AUGAUGAAGCCAUUGUUCAUCCUUGGAGCUGCAGGCUUUGCUGCAGCUCGAUACACCGGCUUGACCCACGAAGCCGAUACUGUCGCCAACGAACCGAGUGUGGUUGAGAUGCUCUCUACCAAAGCUCCGUUCGAUGGACCGAAGGUGAUUCCCGUGAAUGCCUCAACCUUUGAUUGGUGGUACUUUGAUGUUGUUAGUGAGGAUGCGUCGCAAUCUCUUACUGUCAACUUCUACUCCGCUCCCCACUCUGCUCUUGGAUUUGGUGCCGAGCUGGACUCUAUCAACUACGUUCAUGUCUCUGGCGUUUUCCCUAACGGGACCAUGUUCAAUUCGGCCGUCGUAGCGGAAGAUAGCUAUGUGAGAACUGUUGGAGAUGGUUCAUCUGGCUCCUGGGUUGGAAGCGGAUUUAGCUGGUCCGGCUCUGAAGAUCUUCUUAAGUAUCGCAUCAAAGCAAAGGAUACUGGCAGCGGAUUCAGCGGUUCCAUGAGCCUUCGUUCGGUUGCCCCAGCCCAUUAUCCCUGCGGACCGCCCAUCAAGGGCCAGUCAGAGGAAGUUGUUCCUGGCGUCGGCUGGGCGAACUCUAUGCCGGAUUCUGAAGGAAAGGUCGAAUUCAAGAUCGGAGACGACUCAUUAACAUCAAUACUUACACUCCGAUUACGUGUUCAGAACUGGGGAUCUCGUCCUUUCCCCGAAAGUGUUGGUUCAUGGUACUGGGGCCAUGCACGCCUUGGAGAGUAUUCCAUCGUUUGGUUCAAUACUCUUGACACUGAGGCCACCGAAUACGUAUCCGCUUAUGUUUCAAAGGCUGUAGAGGUGCUUACACGUCAAUGCUCUGGUCUCAAGAUCCGUCCAUACGGUGACAACUCCACCUAUCCUCCUGUGGUUUCCACUGGCAGCCCAACUGGCUACCACCUGGAGAUCGAUCUCCCAGUUGAGGGCAAGUUGCUUGUGAACGUGACCAACGGUGCUCUUGUUACCACACUCGGUAACCCGUACCAGAGAUUUAUUGGCCCGGUGACUGGUACAUUGGCAGGACAGGCCUUGCCCGCUGGCUCAGGACUCUGGGAGCAGUUCAAGCUUAAGGAGAGCUGGUAA
Molecule: messenger RNA, 1095 nt
Organism: Penicillium expansum
Lineage: Eukaryota; Fungi; Ascomycota; Eurotiomycetes; Eurotiales; Aspergillaceae
Exons: 3
Coding region: 1-1095 (364 amino acids)
Source: RefSeq, a predicted model, not a curated record